Messenger RNA from Myxocyprinus asiaticus (Chinese sucker), 3811 nucleotides. RefSeq names its product cilia and flagella associated protein 57 (gene cfap57). The transcript is spliced from 22 exons. Bases 34 to 3666 code for a protein of 1210 amino acids. Lineage: Eukaryota; Metazoa; Chordata; Actinopteri; Cypriniformes; Catostomidae. The record is from RefSeq and is a predicted model, not a curated record. Gene Ontology annotation, molecular function: protein binding.
UAAAGUCAGGAAGUUAUCAUAUCAUUUUGACAGAUGGCUACAGUAGUGGUACAGCCCCAUUAUAUAUUCGGAUUGCGGACAGGAGUGAGGAAUAAUCUGCUGUUUUUUGACGAGCAAACCAUCAUAUUUCCAUGUGGAAACAACUGUGUGCGCUACAACAUCGACCAGAAAUGCCAGAAGUUCAUUCCAGGUACAGAGAGAAGUCAUGGCAUGCAGGCUUUGGCCAUCAGCACAAACAGGCGUUAUCUGGCUGUGUCUGAAUGUGGAGAGAAAGCCACAAUCACCCUGUACGACCUACAGCAUGAACAGAGCAGGAAGAGGAAAGUGUUGACUGGAGGAGAGAUCCGGGUGGAGGAGUUUGUCUGCAUGGCCUUUUCACCUGACUCAAAGUAUCUGAUUGGUCAGGCAGGUGGGCCAGACUGGACACUGUUCCUCUGGAUGUGGGAGAAGCAGAGGUUGAUGGCCACUGUGAAGACUAGCAGCAAUGGCACCAUCAACCAGGUCAGCUUCAACCCUCAGGACAACACACAGAUCUGUGUGAGUGGCAACGGUGUGUUCAAGCUCUUCCGUUACGCUGAAGAAACCCUGAAACAGUCCAGCACCUUUAAAACAGACUCCCACAACUUCCUGUGUCACACCUGGAUGCCUAAGGAGCAGGUGAUCGCCGGCACGGAGACAGGUCAACUGAUGAUGUUUGAGUCAGGUCGACUGCGCUGGGAGAUGAACCUCACGUCUGCACUGUCUGAGCAGGAGGUCGAGAGACAGUUAGAAAACAAGGAGUCAAAUGAGACGUCCUCCACAACAUCCUUUUUGCCGCGAGUGACAGCCAUAGUAGGCUAUUCUAAAAACUUUGUCUGUUCCGCUGGUCCCAGCACUGUGUAUUUGUUUGAGAAAACAGAGGAGAAGGGCCAGUACAAGAAGACCAAAGAGAUAAAGAUUCCUCCAGAGCAGUUCACUAAUGAGUCCACUCCUGCGGCGCCCCAAGAAAUCAGCUCUUUGUGUAUAAGUCCAUCAGAGGACACUCUGGCCAUCAGUACAGACCGCGGGCAGCUCUACAGCAUCACUCUCUCCCUAGCCGAGCUCAGCAAGGGUGAUUAUGGUCAGUUUGAGUACCUGUCUCAGUCAUACCACUCUGCCGUUAUCACUGGUUUAUCCACCUGUAUUCGCAAACCACUCAUCGCCACCUGCUCCUUGGACCGCUCAGUGCGCAUCUGGAAUUUUGAGACUAAUGUUUUAGAAAUGUAUAAGGAGUUCCAGGUGGAGGCCUACAGCAUCGCUCUUCACCCCACUGGACUCUACAUCCUGGUGGGAUUUGCAGACAAACUCCAUCUCAUGGAUCUGCUCAUUGAUGACAUCAGGUCUUUCAAAGAGUUCACUGUACGCAGUUGCCGUGAGUGUGUAUUUAGCCAUGGGGGUCACUUGUUUGCUGCUGUCAAUGGAAACGUGAUCAACAUCUACUCCACUACCACAUUUGAUGAUGUCCUAAAUUUGAAAGGACACAAUGAAAAGGUGCGGUCCAUUGCGUUCAGUGCUGACGACAGUCAUCUGGUGUCGUGUGGAAUGGACGGGGCCGUCUACGAGUGGAAUACUCUCAGCGGACAGCGUGAGUCGGAGAGUGUGCUCAAGUCCUGCAGUUACACCGGGGUGACCAUGUCUCCUGACGCCAAGACAUUCUUCGCUGUUGGGACAGACUGCACUCUGAAGGAAAUUCAAGAUUGUCAGAUCCUUAAGGAAGUGCCUUCACAUGAUGUGGUUUGUACCACCGUUGCCAUGUCUCGUUCAGGACGAGCGCUCUUCGUUGGAACCUCCGUUGGGACAGUGAGGGUCAUCAAAUACCCUCUACCCAUUCAGAUGGACUGGCUAGAGUACCAGGCCCACGCUGGUCCUGUCACUAAGAUGGUCAUCACGUUUGAUGACCAGUUCCUCCUAACAGUCUCAGAGGAUGGGUGUCUCUUCAUCUGGAAAAUCAUUGACAAAGUGGGACAAGGAUUGAAGAGACAAAAGGAAUUAACGUACGCUGAAGAGAUCCUCAUCACCAAGUCAGAUCUUGAGGAAAAGCUGAAAAUAAUGCAUGAUCUGAAGACAAGAGUGGAUGAGCUCCAGGAGGAGAACAAGUACCAGCUCAGCCUAAGGGACAUGAGCUACAAGGAGAAGAUCAAGGAACUCACUGAAAAAUGUAUUCAACAGAUCAAUUCACUUAACGCUGAGAAAGAGGUCCUGAAAACAGAGAAAGAGAAGCAGCAAGCAGCCCAUUUUAAAGCUCUAUCAGAGAUCAUGGAGAAACAUGCUAAAGAGCAACAGGACUUGGAGUCGACCAAUAAUCAGAAGCUCAUGCUGGAGUAUGAAAAAUUCCAAGAUCUGCAGUUGAAACUGCAUAACGUUCAGCAGGAAUACGAGCAGCAGCUCCACAGCAUGGAGGAGAGCAAGACACGAGCACUGGAGGAGAUGACGCAGCUUUAUGAAGCCAAACUGCUGGAGAAGAUUAUGAUGUUGACCCAGUGUCAGGAUGAAUCUCAGCGUCAGGUUCGGGAGUUUGAGGAAUACAUCAAGCAGGUGGAGGAGGAUGGCGAUUUCGAGAUCGAGGACAUUCGCAUGAAAUACGAGCAACAUCUUAGAGAAGAAAAGAUGUCUAAUGCUAGGCUCAAAGUGGAGUCAGAUACCACAAAGAAGUCGUUUCAAAACCUGCAGAAGGAAAUUGAGAAUAGGAGCUUGGAGAUUGAGAAGCUGAAGCAGGAAGUGCAGAAGCUGCAGGCAGUGAUCAAAUCACUGGAGAAGGACAUCCAAGCACUGAAGAACGAAGUGCAGCAGAGAGAUGAGAUCAUACAUGAUAAGGAAAAGAGCAUCUAUGAUUUGAAAAAGAAGAACGACACACUUAAAAAUACAGUGGCAGUGAUGGAGUUCAAGGAUGAGUAUUUACAGGAGCAGAUUGAGCCCAAAGAGAAUGAAAUCAAAGUGCUUAAGGAACAGAUGCAAGAGAUGGAGGGAGAGUUGGAAGAGUUCCAAAAGAACAACACACAACUGGAGCUGAAAAUUGCUGAACUGAGCUUAAAACUGAAAACCAAAGACAAAGAAAUGCACAAAGAGAUGCAGAAGCUUCAGGAUAUGGGAACUCUGGUGCACAGGUUUAAAGCUGACCUUCACAAAUGUUUGGACUGCAUUCAGGAACCCAAAAAACUGAAGGAAAACAUUCGAGAGCUCUAUAAAUGUUAUGUCCAGCAGUCAGAUGUGGUAGAGGUUGUGGGGUUGGACACAGACAGCCAGGGGGAAAACAGCAGACAGAGGGAGCACUUCGAGAAGAUUAUCGCUUCACUGAAGAAACAGCUCACAAGAGACACAAACCUGCACCAGGCCAACAAUGUGAAGCUCAUGAAGGAGAACGUAGCUCUUAUCAAGGAGAUCAACGACCUGCGUCAGGAGCUGCGGACAGUCCGAAUACAGCUGCACAACUACGAGAGUCAAAACACCCUCAACAAAAGUAGGACCAAGAGCUCAACGAACACCAGAGCAGCUUCAGCAAGGAGCGGUGGUUCAAUGACAAAACUGAAUUUUGAAGAAGAAGCAGAGAAGAUCAUCCAGCUUCAGCGAAUGGAGAUCCAGAGGCUCAAGAAGGAGAUUGAUGGCCAGAGACCCUCAUCCAGAACUAAACUACCACCACUGACCAACUGAAUGUGCUUCCUGUCCUUCAUAUCUGAUUAAACCAUCAAAUGCUGUAACAGAAUUCUCAUAAACUGUUUUUAUUUAGAGAAAACAUGAAAUGUGAUUUGUAUACCUUAACUUCACCAGAUUCAAAUGUAGCCUACACAACACUGAC